GUUCCAGGCUUGUGCUUCUUAUACCGCUGAUACAUAUUAUUGCGGGGUCUUGACAGGAUACACAUCAAAUGCAAUUGUCAGUUUUCUUCAUCAAUGUUCAUCCCCAAAUUAAUGGUGCAGCAAACUCCAGGGUACCAUUGCCUAUUGAACCUGCAGCAGAAGAGCCCAUAUUUGUCAAUGCAAAGCAAUACCGUGCUAUCCUGAGGAGGCGUCAAAUGCGUGCAAAAUUGGAGGCUCAGAAUAAACUAGUGAAAGGCCGGAAGCUGUAUCUUCAUGAAUCUCGGCAUCGUCAUGCAAUGAAGCGAGUUCGUGGACCAGGAGGUCCUUUCCUUAACAGAAAGGAGCUCCAGGAGCAGCAGGGCCAGGAGGCUCUGCCUUCACUUCAGACUCCAACAGGUGGGGUGGGCAAGAUGGCCCUCUGCAGGAAUUUAUGCCCUGAAAACAGCGCAUCUCACUCGCCUUCAACAAGCUCUGGUACCUCAAGUGUUUCAAAUGGGGGCGGCAUGGUAACUCAUCAAGAGCACAUCAGCUUCUCAUCUUCUGAUUUCCUCCCCAGCAUGAACUUUCACGCAGAGAACGGCAAUGAAAAGAUAGCUGUAAAUGGUGUCCGCCACUGCACCCCGUCGUGAGGUGAACUGCCUCAGGUUGUUGCGGUGGCGUUACCAUCACUACUGGCGCACUCCUGUGUGCCCGUGGCAAUUCAUCCUUGGCUUAUGAAGUUUGUAACAAUAGUUUGCUUUCAGUUUUCAUAUGGAGUAGAGCUUGUCUCAGAUGAACUCGUUUAUAUCCGUUGCGACUAAAAUGACUGAGGUUCCACUUGUUGAUAUAUUGUGGAUGCAGAUGUAAUCUUGUGUUUCUUGGUGGACCAAGUAAUGUUUACCAUGGUUUGUUUGGAAGAA
Messenger RNA from Panicum virgatum (switchgrass), 899 nucleotides. RefSeq names its product nuclear transcription factor Y subunit A-6-like. Gene Ontology annotation, biological process: regulation of transcription by RNA polymerase II. The record is from RefSeq and is a predicted model, not a curated record. The coding region runs from base 69 to 629 and encodes 186 amino acids. Gene Ontology annotation, molecular function: DNA-binding transcription factor activity, RNA polymerase II-specific; RNA polymerase II cis-regulatory region sequence-specific DNA binding. Gene Ontology annotation, cellular component: CCAAT-binding factor complex. NCBI's taxonomy places the organism in Eukaryota, Viridiplantae, Streptophyta, Magnoliopsida, Poales, Poaceae. The transcript is spliced from 3 exons.